Molecule: messenger RNA, 4376 nt
Organism: Darwinula stevensoni
Lineage: Eukaryota; Metazoa; Arthropoda; Ostracoda; Podocopida; Darwinulidae
Source: the annotation of a GenBank genome assembly
AGAACCGGUGUGAAUCAUGUCGGCCAAGGCCAUCAGCGAAGCGACGGGGAAAGAUCUCCUGAAUCGCUUCCUGAAGGGGACGGCAGAGAAGUGCCAUUUUACUUCGGUGGAUGAGGAGAAAUGGAAAGACUGGAAAGCUUUGCUCGAAGAUAAUGCUUGGAUGCAGAAUCAGCAUUUGGUGGUGAAACCGGAUCAGCUCAUCAAGCGAAGGGGGAAGUUGGGUCUCAUCAAAGUCAAUACUGAUGUGACUGGAGUCAAAUCAUGGAUUGGAGAACAUAUGGGAAAACCUCAGACGGUGGGUCGAGCAGUUGGCAUGUUGAGGAACUUCAUCAUAGAGCCCUUUACUCCCCACAAAGAAGAUGAAGAGUGCUACGUCUGCAUCCACUCACACCGUUACGCAGACACGAUCCUCUUCUAUCACCAAGGAGGAGUUGAUGUGGGAGACAUUGAUUCUAAAGCCCUGAAGCUUCAUGUUCCAGUUGGAGAUACCCUCGACCUUCAAAAAGUCAAGGAGACUCUUCUGGCAAACAUUUCGGCCGACAAGAAGGAAAUCACUGCACAUUUCAUCGAGGAUCUGUAUAGAGUAUAUCAGGACCUAUACUUCACGUACUUGGAGAUCAACCCCCUUGUGGUGUCAAAUGGGAAAAUACAUAUCUUGGACUUGGCAGCCAAAUUGGAUUCCACAGCUGAGUACAUUUGCAAGGUGAAGUGGGGCGACUUCAAAUAUCCACCUCCGUUUGGGAGAGAUGCCUACCCGGAGGAAGCAUACAUAGCCGAUUUAGAUUCCAAGACUGGUGCAUCCCUCAAAUUGACGAUCCUCAAUCCAUCCGGGCGCAUAUGGACGAUGGUGGCAGGCGGAGGUGCAUCCGUCAUCUACAGUGAUACCAUUUGUGACCUAGGAGGAGCUGAAGAAUUGGCCAACUAUGGAGAGUAUAGUGGAGCACCCAAUGAACAACAGACCUAUGAUUAUGCCAAGACCAUCCUUUCUCUGAUGACUAAAGAAAAAGAUCCUAGGGGCAAGAUCCUGAUCAUCGGUGGAGGGAUAGCGAAUUUCACAAAUGUGGCCACCACUUUCAAGGGUAUUGUAACAGCUUUAAGGGAGUUUCAACUGAAGCUUUUGGAGCACAAGAUCCAAAUCUAUGUCCGGAGAGCUGGUCCCAAUUAUCAAGAGGGCCUGAGGGUGAUGAGGGAAGUUGCCAGUACACUGGGUCUCCCACUCUAUGUGUUUGGGUCUGAGACACACAUGACAGCCAUCGUUGGCAUGGCACUUGGAAAGAGACCAGUACCAUCAGAGCUAGAGGUGGAAACCCACACUGCCAAUUUUCUCUUGCCUGGAGGGAUGCAGAAUAUGAGCCCUGGCACAAGGAGAAAAUUAUCAAAGGAGCCUGUUGUUGGAGAUAAAAUUGCACAGGCAGCUGAGGAUGUGGGGAGGAAGAUGGCUUCAGGAAAGGAUGCCAUCCUCUUCAGAAAAGAUACUAAAGCCAUCAUUUGGGGCAUGCAAAACAGAGCCGUCCAGGGGAUGCUAGACUUUGAUUUUGUCUGUUCGAGGAACAAACCAUCUGUUGUGGCCAUGAUUUAUCCUUUCACGGGUGAUCACAAGCAGAAGUUCUAUUGGGGUCACAAGGAAAUCCUCAUUCCAGUGUAUAAGAGCAUGGAUGUUGCCAUGAAGAAACAUUCUGAUGCAAAUGUUCUUGUGAGCUUUGCUUCCCUGCGUUCUGCUUAUGAGAGCACCUUGGAGACUCUCCAGUACCCACAGAUCCGAACGAUUGCCAUAAUUGCCGAAGGGAUCCCAGAAAAUCUCACCCGCAAACUGAUCAAAGAGGCAGAUGCCAAGGGUGUGUCUAUCAUAGGACCUGCCACAGUUGGUGGGAUAAAGCCUGGCUGUUUUAAGAUUGGCAACACUGGAGGCAUGAUGGAUAACAUCAUCAGCUCCAGACUCUAUAGACCGGGAUGUGUUGCAUACGUCUCUCGAAGCGGGGGAAUGUCCAACGAACUCAACAACAUCAUCAGCCGAGCUACCAAUGGGGUUUACGAGGGAGUAGCCAUUGGGGGAGAUCGAUACCCUGGCACCACAUUCAUGGAUCAUUUGCUUCGAUAUCAAGAAGAUCCAAAGGUGAAGUUGCUGGUUCUCCUUGGGGAAGUGGGUGGCAUGGAAGAAUACGAAGUGUGUGAGGCUCUGAAAAGUGGCAGCAUCAGCAAACCCCUCGUGGCUUGGUGCAUUGGAACCUGUGCUGCAAUGUUUGCUACUGAUGUCCAGUUUGGCCACGCAGGAGCGUGUGCCAAUGCCGAGCAAGAGACUGCUACAGCUAAGAACAAGGCCUUGAAAGAAGCUGGGGCCAAGGUCCCAUCAAGUUUUGAUGAUCUGGGCGAGUUCAUCAAGGAGGUGUAUGAAGAAUUGCUGAAGAAAGGAGUCGUGGUUCCCGAAGAGGAACUGCCACCUCCUACGGUCCCCAUGGAUUACUCUUGGGCCAGGGAACUGGGUCUCAUCCGUCGACCAGCUUCCUUCAUGACCACCAUUUGUGAUGAGAGGGGUCAAGAACUGCUCUAUGCUGGAAUACCCAUCACUGAAAUAUUCAAGGAUGACCUUGGGAUUGGAGGUGUUCUCUCUCUCCUGUGGUUCCAACGGCGUCUCCCUCCAUAUGCUGCGAAGUUCUUUGAGAUGUGUCUCAUGCUGACUGCUGAUCAUGGCCCGGCUGUAUCUGGGGCUCACAAUACCAUUGUCUGUGCUCGAGCUGGCAAAGACCUCAUCUCCUCCCUUGUCUCUGGUCUCCUCACUAUUGGAGACAGGUUUGGCGGUGCUCUGGAUGGUGCUGCUAGGCAGUUCAGUGAGGGAUAUGACACAGGUCUCAUUCCCAUGGAAUUUGUAAACCACAUGAGAAAGAAAGGGGAGCUCAUCAUGGGCAUUGGACACCGUAUCAAAUCGAUCAACAACCCAGACAUGAGAGUGACGAUUUUGAGGGACUAUGUGAAGGCAAAUUUCCCUGCCACUCCUCUCCUGGAUUAUGCAAUGGAGGUGGAAAAGAUCACAACUAGCAAGAAACCCAAUCUUAUUCUCAAUGUUGAUGGUGUGAUUGCAACAUCAUUUGUGGAUCUGCUUCGCAAUUCGGGCUGCUUCACCAGGGAGGAGGCCCAGGAAUACAUAAGCAUUGGCACCAUCAAUGGUCUCUUCGUUUUGGGACGGAGUCUUGGCUUCAUUGGUCAUUACCUGGACCAGAAACGACUGAAGCAGGGCUUGUAUCGCCACCCCUGGGAUGACAUCUCCUACGUUAUGCCGGAGCAAUAUCAAUAAGUACAUCUGAUGGGGGAACCUUCAUUUCAAAGCAUUUUGAGCAUCUUGCUUCCUUGAUUCAUUAUUCAAAGAUCUGUCUUGUCCUCUGACAUUCCAAAGACUAACUACUGUUGGUGUUUAUCCAAGUCAGAGUUUUAAUUUGCCGGUGCUGGUUGUUCACUGGAUGAUCCAGUUUCCAUGACAGGUUUUAGAAAGCUUCAUUCACAACAGGUCAUGUUGUUUCAGUACUGAAUCAUAAUUUUGAUGCAAAACCUACUAUAUAUGACACUGUGAUAGGCAAGCUUUUAGAGCUCUAUAGUUUGUCCGAGAAGUGGUUUACAAAAUGAAUACCUGCUAAGGUUUGGGCUGUAAACUGUUAUUCAUGCAGAGACUGAAAACAAUUUUAAAUAUUUUACUUCAUUCAUUGAAUUCAUUCAAAAACGGGCACUUGUGAAGUUGGGGAUCCAUACGUCGUCCAUGGAGCUGUAACCAUGGACACCAGUUAAUUAUAUAAUUACAGUUGAUGUGGUCAUGAAAAAUACACUAAUAUUAGAUUGAUUUGCAUACCAGGUAUGUUUUUAUGCUGAAAAAAAACAAACAAAAAAUUAGAAUAUAUCUGGUACUGAAGGUAAUAAUCCAUGUAUUAUGUAUGGAAGAAGGGAUUAUUUGCUUUUCUAAUGUCUACUCCAGGGAACUGGACAUAUCAUCAACAUAUCAAUUUUUAUGAUAUGCCUAUACACAAAGCCAUCCAUGCUGGUGCAUCUGUCUGUAAUGCAAUGUAAUGCCAUCAAAAUAAUCUCAGAAUUUUUGAUUCCACAACUAGAAUGUUAUAGGUUUGAAGAGUGAAUGCUCAUGUUUUGUGGGGUUGAGGGAUCAUUAUUCCUUGCUUCAUGUCUCGAGGUGGAAUUUUAGAGGCAUUAGAGAGAAUCUCAGCUUUUGAUGUCAGGGUUUUCAGUAUGCAAAUAUGGGUAAAUUCUUAAAGAAAAUACCCUUGGGAUGGUUUUCCCUAAACAUUGUGUGAGAGACGGGACCUCUUGAUCAUAUGCUCUUUCUCAUAUCUAGCUCUUUUCCUGUCAAGAAUUAGAGAGAAUAAACAAGGAAAUGGGAU